This is a messenger RNA of Dacryopinax primogenitus, 564 nucleotides long. Its product is annotated as ribosomal protein L13. Lineage: Eukaryota; Fungi; Basidiomycota; Dacrymycetes; Dacrymycetales; Dacrymycetaceae. The record is from RefSeq and is a predicted model, not a curated record. Gene Ontology annotation, cellular component: cytosolic large ribosomal subunit; ribosome. Bases 1 to 564 code for a protein of 187 amino acids. Gene Ontology annotation, molecular function: structural constituent of ribosome; mRNA binding. The transcript has 3 exons. Gene Ontology annotation, biological process: negative regulation of translation; translation.
AUGUCCCAAAUUUUUUCGGCACCCAUUGUCAUCGAUGGCAAGGGACAUCUUCUAGGCCGCAUAGCUUCCAUCAUUGCGAAGCAAAUACUCUCUGGCCAGAAAAUCGUAGUCCUCCGCUGCGAGGAGAUCAAUAUCUCCGGCAGUUUCUUCCGCAAUAAGCUCCGCUACCAUAAUUUCCUCCACAAGCGCCACAUCGUAAACCCCAAGAAGUCCGGUCCUUUCCAUGAACGUGCUCCUUCUCGCAUCCUCUAUCGUGCCGUCCGUGGCAUGACCCCCCACAAGACCGCUCGUGGCGCUGCUGCGCUCAAACGUUUGCAACUCUACGAGGGUGUCCCACCCCCCUAUGACAAGAAAAAGAAGAUGGUUGUACCUGAAGCCCUCCGCGUACUGCGGCUGAAGCCUGGCCGGAAGUACUGCACUAUCAAGCGUCUUUCGCACGAGGUUGGAUGGGGGUACAAGGACGUGGUGGACAAGUUGGAGGAGAAGAGGAAGGUCAAGGCACAGGCCUUCUUUGAGCGCAAGGUAGGCCUUGCCGUACUCUCAAGAUGUGUUAUUUUAACAUAA